This is a messenger RNA of Nelumbo nucifera (sacred lotus), 1056 nucleotides long. Its product is annotated as cation/H(+) antiporter 15-like. Lineage: Eukaryota; Viridiplantae; Streptophyta; Magnoliopsida; Proteales; Nelumbonaceae. Gene Ontology annotation, cellular component: membrane; endomembrane system. The record is from RefSeq and is a predicted model, not a curated record. Gene Ontology annotation, biological process: regulation of pH; proton transmembrane transport. Gene Ontology annotation, molecular function: antiporter activity.
AUGUAUGAAUGCUAUAAUCUGAUGAAGGGUGGCAUAAUAUUGGGUCCCUCCGCUUUAGGGCGCAGCGAGAGAUUCAACCAGAUAGUAUUUCCAGAAAAAGCAAUGUUUAUUUUGAAUACAAUGGCCGUAAUGGGUAUAGUGUACUUCAUCUUCUUAAUUGGCGUGAAAAUGGACAAAAAUUUGAUAUUGAAUCCUCGCAAAAAGGCAUAUAGAAUUGGUGCUAUCAGUCUGGUGGUUCCUUUUGUGCUUGUGGGAUUCAUGUCUUACCUCUUACAAAGGCCCCUCGCAGGACUCGUCCAGGGACACUUUUUCCUCUUUCUAGCUGCAUCUCUGUCCAUCACCGCCUUCCCUGUUCUUGCUCUCGCCCUGGAAGAGCUCAAUCUCCUGACUUCUGAGUUGGGCAAGCUUGCAAUGUCCAGUUCAAUGAUCAACGACAUGAUCGGAUGGUUCUUCAUGGGACUCUUCGUCGCACUGCAUCAAAGAAACUCAAUCAACUCGUUACGAGCAAUUGCAUCCACCACCCUAUUGAUUACAUUCAUAACUCACGUCCUACGUCCUUGCAUAAUACUGAUCGACAAGAUAACGCCGGCGGGAAGACUGGUCGAUCGGGUCUACGUCGUGGCUAUACUAAUCACAGUUCUGUUCCUUUCAUUGCUUAGCAACAUGGUCGGUGCAAGCGCAGUCGAUGCUCCUCUUGUCUUGGGGAUAGUUAUCCCGGAGGGUUCUCCUCUGGGAGCGUCCAUCGUGGAAAGGACGGAAACCGUAGUUGGGCAGAUUCUUCUUCCUCUCUUCUUUGUUCGAUGUGGGUUGGCCGUAGAUGUGUUCAAGAUUGCAGACAUGACAGCUUUUGCAGCGCUUGAAUUUGUCGUUUUCAUGGGAUACGUAGGGAAGCUUGCAGCUACUGUGUUAAUUUCACUCUACUGUGGAGUCAGCAUUCGACAUUCUCUGUCCCUUGGUCUCAUCAUGAAUAUCAGAGGCCUGGUUGAGGUAAUUACCUUCAUUCAUUGGAGGUCACAGAAGGUAAUUCCUAACUCCCAGAUCAAUCGAUGGAAUUAA